Messenger RNA from Petromyzon marinus (sea lamprey), 2278 nucleotides. The record is from RefSeq and is a predicted model, not a curated record. NCBI's taxonomy places the organism in Eukaryota, Metazoa, Chordata, Hyperoartia, Petromyzontiformes, Petromyzontidae.
CACGUGGGCGCUCCGAGAGCGAACGACACCCGGGAGCGAGUGGAGCCACUGAUGCAACGCUAAAGACCGAACACGCAGCAACAGCGACGGGGCCAGCGAGAUGAAGGAGGCGCACGAGAAGACGACCGUGGGCUCGCCUGGCGCAGGAGGAACACGGCGCUUCGCCUCCGUGCGGGUGUUCCUGCUCUGCCUGUCUCUCCUCUACUUCUCCAAGGCGUUCGCUGGGAGCUACAUGAAGAGCUCCAUCACCUCCAUCGAGCGCCGCUUUGACCUGCCCAGCUCCGUGGCGGGGAUGAUUGACGGUGGAUUUGAGUUCGGGAAUCUUCUGGUCAUGGCCUUCGUGAGCUUCUUUGGCGCGCGCUUCCACAGACCCCGGAUCAUCGCGGUGGGAGCCACGCUCAUGGGCCUCAGCACCCUGCUCAUGGCCAUGCCGCAUUUCUUCAUGGGAAGGUACUCCUAUCAGAGCAUCGUGAGCGGCAACUCGAGCCACGUGCGCGCCGUCUGUGCGCUCGAGCACGAGGGUGGAGGCGAGGGAAAGCUCUUGCCACCAGAGCUCCUCUCGGUCACCUUGGCCGGGGAAGAAACCACGCGGCCUGCACCAGCCGGGUGCGAUAGCGCGAGCAGCUCCUACCUCUGGGUUAUCGUGCUCAUCGGCAAUGCGCUCCGGGGAGUCGGGGAGGCCCCCAUCGGACCCCUGGGCAUCUCCUUCUUCGACGACCACGUGCGCGAGGAGAACACCGCAUUCUACCUCGGCUGUGUCAACACCGUGGGGCUGCUGGGCCCCGCGUUCGGCUUCAUGCUCGGCGCGUUCUGCGCUCGCGUCUUCGUCGACAUCGGCUUCAUCAACAUGGCGGACGUGGCAAUCUCGCCCCGUGAUGCCCGCUGGGUGGGCGCCUGGUGGCUCGGCUUCCUCAUCUCCGGCACCGUGGUGCUGGCCACUGCCAUCCCAUUCUGGUUCUUCCCUCGCUCCAUGGCGCGCGAGGGGGAGCCAGAGCCCCCCGCUACGGGAUCCUCCAAGGAACUAGCAGAUGCCGAACCCCUGUGGGGGCCACCUAAGGGUGACACGCAAGCCCCCGAAUCCGUCGACGUGAAAGCGAUGGCGAAAGAGCUGGGUCCGGCAAUGCGCACGCUGCUGGGGAAUCGCGUGUACGUGUGCAUGAUGGUCACGGCCGUGAUGAACGUGAACGCGAUGGUGGGAUUCUACACCUUCAAGGCCAAGUACAUCGAGCAGCAGUUCGGAGAGACCGCCUCCAAGGCCAACUUCAUGAUCGGUGCCGUGAACAUCCCCGUGGUGGCGCUGGGCAUCUUCGUGGGCGGGAUGAUCAGCAAGAAGCUGAAGCUCACACUGAUGGGCUUCUCCAUCAUGAGCCUGCUCACCGACCUGCCAGCCUACCUCAUCGUGUUCUCCUACUUCGUGUUCGGGUGCAGCGAGGCGCAGGUCGUGGGCCUCACGGUGGACAACAGUGGGGUCCCCAUGGCCACGCGCUCGCUGCUGGGGGAGUCUCUGGUGGAGCCCUGCAACGCGGCGUGCCCGUGCCCCCCAGGGGAGUGGGACCCCGUGUGCGGGGUCAACAACCUCACCUACGUGUCCCCCUGCCUCGCGGGCUGCGCCACCAUGUCCGGCAGCGGCAAGGCCACGGCGUUUGAACAGUGCGCGUGCGUGGGCGGCGCCGCGUGGGGGAACGCCUCGGCCGUGCUGGGGCAGUGCCCGCGAGGCUCCGAGUGUCCCACCGCCUUCCUCCAGUUCAUGGUGGCCUCGGUGCUCGCCUCUCUCGUCGGCUCCAUGGGGUUCACCGCGUCGCAGCUCAUCUUCUUGCGCUGCAUCCCCAAGACGCUGAAGGCGUUCGCCAUCGGGAUCCAGAUGCUCGUGAUUCGCACCCUGGCCGGGAUCCCUGCCCCGAUCUUCUUCGGCGCUGCCAUCGACUCCACGUGCCUCAAGUGGACGAGCAGCGGCUGCAGCGGUCAGGGCUCCUGCCGCCUCUACGACAUCAAAUCCUACAGGUACACAGUGGUGUCCGUGAUGCUGGGGUUCCGCACCACGGCCGUGGCGCUCGCCGUUCUCGUUGUCUUCAACGUGCGGCGACAACUUCGGAGAGAGGCUGCGGACGCGCGGGGCGCAGAGAAAGGCGCGGCGGGGGGCCACGCGGAGCUCCUCACGGUGGCGCGAAGCGACGGGGAUCCCUGCCCCGCCGAGACGGGGGAUGAUCCCCGAUUGAGGGAGCCGCAGAAACUACUGCUGCUGCCUGAAGCUGAUCCCCACAGGGAGACGGUGGUGUGA